Messenger RNA from Nestor notabilis (Kea), 916 nucleotides. Its product is annotated as RAS guanyl-releasing protein 1-like. The transcript has 7 exons. Gene Ontology annotation, cellular component: plasma membrane. The record is from RefSeq and is a predicted model, not a curated record. NCBI's taxonomy places the organism in Eukaryota, Metazoa, Chordata, Aves, Psittaciformes, Psittacidae. Gene Ontology annotation, molecular function: guanyl-nucleotide exchange factor activity. Gene Ontology annotation, biological process: Ras protein signal transduction; positive regulation of GTPase activity. The annotation marks the transcript as partial.
GCAACCUGCCCAAGCAUGCGGCACAGCCCCUGAAUCAGCACUUGAGCUGAAGCAGAUCGGUCAUUGUCCCAGCAUCUCACAUCUUACCCAGGUCACGAUGGUGCCAUUGGGGCACUUAGCCAAAGGGGCCACUUUGGAAGAUCUUCUUGAAACCUGCAUUCAGUCUUUUGAUUUAGAAGGAAAUGCAUAUCAAAACAACCAUCUGCUAAAGAUAAUUCUCGCUAUGCAUCAGUUUAUCAUCUCCUCUGCAGACAUGCUCCAGAAGGUCAUUGAUCUCUAUCUGAAUGCUUUAGAAAGUAAAUCUUCCAUGCUGUGUGUAAAGAUAUGCUAUUUUGUGAGGUAUUGGAUUACAGAGUUCUGGGUUAUGUUCAAAAUGGACUCUAAGCUAUCCACAACUAUGGAGGAAUUUCAAGAACUAGUUAAAGCUAAUGGUGAGGAGUUACACUGUCGUCUAAUUGACACAACUCAAAUAAAUUCUAGGGAUUGGUCUAGAAAACUGACACAGCGGGUAAAGACCAACACCAGUAAGAAACGGAAAGUCUCACUUCUUUUCGAUCACCUUGAGCCAGAGGAGCUAUCAGACCACCUUACCUAUCUUGAAUUUAAGUCUUUCAGAAGAAUAUCAUUCUCAGAUUAUCAGAACUACAUUGUGAAUAGUUGCGUGAAGGAAAAUCCAACAAUGGAAAGAUCAAUUGCUCUUUGCAAUGGUAUCUCUCAGUGGGUGCAGCUAAUGGUUCUCAGCAGACCAACACCACAGCUUCGGGCUGAAGUGUUCAUCAAGUUCAUUCAUGUUGCACAGAAGCUCCACCAGCUGCAGAACUUCAAUACAUUGAUGGCAGUGAUAGGAGGUCUCUGUCACAGUUCAAUUUCCAGACUCAAGGAAACAAGCUCAUGUGUUCCUCAUGAUGUAAUUAAG